Molecule: messenger RNA, 1865 nt
Organism: Elgaria multicarinata webbii
Lineage: Eukaryota; Metazoa; Chordata; Lepidosauria; Squamata; Anguidae
Gene: TTC39A
Product: tetratricopeptide repeat domain 39A
Exons: 18
Coding region: 22-1755 (577 amino acids)
Molecular function (GO): protein binding
Source: RefSeq, a predicted model, not a curated record
ACCGUCUUCCCCGCUCUGCCCAUGGACGCGCAAGGCAGCAGCAGCAGCAGGAAAAAGGAUCCCAGACCAUCUACACUGGACUUGAAUGUUGCUCUGGAUGAAUGUAUGGCAGCGGUGGAUUUAUUUCUAAAUAACAAGUUCCAAGAUGCCCUUGUUUCUCUACAAACGAAAACAAAGGACAGUAUGUAUCAUGCACUGACUUAUGCUACCAUAUUGGAAAUGCAAGCCAUGAUGACCUUUGACUCCCAGGACAUAUUGAAUGCUGGAAACACAAUGAAAGAAGCUCAGGCCAUAUGUCAGAAGUUUCGGAAGAAAUCCACUGUAGCAGAUUCUUUCAACAACUUAGUGCACAGACACAACCUUGACCAAUUAACUGAAGAGGAAAUUCAUGCAGAAAUUUGCUAUGCUGAAUGCUUGCUUCAGAGAGCUGCUCUUACGUUCCUCCAGGAUGAAAACAUGAUUAGCUUUGUCAAAGGCAGCAUCAAAAUCAGAAACAGUUAUCAAACGUACAGGGAGCUGGACAGUCUAAUACGUUCUCCCAACUACAUUAAAGGAGAACAUCACCCCCAUUUUGAAGGUGGUGUAAAGCUGGGUGUUGGAGCUUUUAACCUGACUUUAUCCAUGUUACCAACUAGGAUUGUACGGUUACUGGAGUUCAUUGGGUUUUCUGGAAAUAAGGAACAUGGUCUGCAGCAGCUUCAAGAGGGAGCAUCAAUGUACAGUUUUAGGUCCGUGCUGUGUACUAUGCUACUGCUGUGCUAUCACACCUUCCUGACUUUUGUGCUAGGGACAGGAAAAGGAAAUGUUGAAGAAGCAGAGAAACUUCUCAAACCUUAUUUGACUCGAUACCCAAAAGGAGCCAUAUUCCUGUUUUUUGCAGGGAGAAUAGAAUCAAUCAGAGGCAAUAUUGAUGGAGCCAUCAGUAGGUUUGAGGAAUGUUGUGACGCUCAGCAGAAUUGGAAACAGUUCCAUCACAUGUGUUAUUGGGAACUGAUGUGGUGCUUCACAUACAGACGUCAGUGGAAGAUGGCAUACUUCUAUGCAGACCUGCUCAGCAAAGAGAACACCUGGUCAAAGGCUACAUACAUAUAUAUGAAAGCGGCUUACCUCUGCAUGUUUGGACCAGAGGAUUAUAAACCAUUUGGGGAUGAUGAAGUUGCAUUAUUUAGAGCUGUGCCUAGUUUGAAACUGAAAAUAGCAGGGAAAUCUUUGCCUACAGAAAAGUUUGCAAUUCGGAAAUCCCGGCGGUACCUAUCCCCAAAUCCUGUUUCACUUCCUGUGCCUGUUUUGGAAAUGAUGUAUAUUUGGAAUGGUUAUGCAGUGAUUGGGAAAUGUCCUGAUUUGACUGAAGGUAUGUUGGAGUCCUUAACAGAUGCGGAAGCAGCCCUGGAAAGAAGCCCAGCUACAGAUUUUCUUGCUGAUGACCAGUGUAUGAUAAAGCUGCUGAAAGGGCUGUGCUUGAAACACCUUGGCAAGCAUUCUGAAGCAGAAGACCACUUUGCUUACAUUCACUUCAAUGAGAAGAAGAUAAAGUAUGAUCAUUACUUAAUUCCAAAUGCCCUGCUUGAACUUGCUUUAUUAUACCUGGACCAAAACAAAAGAGAAGAGGCCAUAAAGAUGCUGGAGAGAGCAAAGCAAAAUUACAAGAAUUAUUCCAUGGAAACAAGAACACACUUCAGAAUUCAAGCUGCUUUGCACCAAGCAAAAUCUUCCACAGAAAAUGGCGUUCAUUCUGUAGCAACUGUGGUUUUGUAAUUUUACUUUAAAAAAAAGAUUUUGUUUUGUAUUCAAACCUUCACAACAGGAUAUUACUGGCAAUAUUUUAACAUGUUUUUUCCACUCUCAAGUUUAGCAUAAUUUUUAAA